AUGGCGGCAUCACAGGGUGAUCCCGCAGCUAUCCUCGACCCCAAGGACUAUGCUAUCGUCUGGAUUGCACCCCUCGAGAUCGAAGCCAAGGCCGCCUUGUGUAUGCUCGACGAGCAACACCAAGGCCGAUUUGCAGUGGAUCACGGCGAUGAGUACGUGUUCCACGCGGGUAGCAUGUGCGGCCACAAUGUCGUCAUAGCGACUUUCCCAGCUGGCCAGGAGUAUGGCACAGGACCUGUCCUGCAGUCCACCCGCGACAUCCGCCUCGGCGAUGUGCUCGUCAGUCUCCCUGAGGGCGAGAGAGCCGGGAUCAUCGCGUACGAUCUCGGCAAAGAGACGGACGACGGAUUUCAACCCCUACGGUACGGACACGUCUUGACCACGACCAAGCCGAUAGUACGGUCGGCAAUCGGCAGAAUUAAGAUAGAAGCACCAAACGACGCUGCAAUCUUCCUUCCCUAUUAUGAGACGAUCCGCGAUAGGGAGCACGCGACUGGCACCUUUACCGACCCUGGGCAGGAUCACGACAGACUUUACUCAACAACAACCGAAGGCAAGCCGGGCGCAGCCAUCGAACGCGCUCGAAGGCCAGACAUAGCCCGCACACGUGUGUGGUACGGGCCGAUUGGAUCGGGAGAUAAGCUAUUGAAAAAUGCACAGAAACGGAACGAGCUCAGGGACAAACACGGGGUUAUUGGCCUCGAGAUGGAGGCGGCAGGGACGAUGAACCGAAUACCCGUAGGAGUUAUCCGGGGGGUGUGCGACUAUGGCGACCAGCAGAAAAACAAGGAGUGGCAGCCGUACGCGGCGGCGAUGGCGGCUGCAUCCAACGGCGGCAUCGGCAAGACGCAGAUUGCGCUACGGUUUGCUUACGAUAUCAAAGCUAGCCGGCCCGACUAUUCCAUCUUCUGGGUACCAGUUCUGAGUUAUGGCAGCGUAGAACAGGCGUAUGUCGAGAUGGCCAGGAAGCUAGGUGUCCAGAAGAAGACCGACGACGAAGAUAUCAAGGAACUGGAGUUGUUCUUCGGAUCUGAAGACAAGGCUGGUAUCGAGGAGUAUCUUCCUAAGAGCGAGAACGGGCUGAUCCUGUUGACGACGCGAUCGAGAGAGGUAGCUGUGCAGUUUGCACAGACCAAUACUGUUGACAUUGAAGCAAUGGACUCGAAGGAGGCAACACUGCUUUUCAAGAAGUCUCUCACGCAGGGACAGACACCCCAGGACGAAGCACUACUGGAAGAUCUCCUUAUCCAACUGACUUAUCUUCCACUCGCAAUCACCCAGGCAGCAGCAUAUCUCAAUCAGACCAAG
Messenger RNA from Microdochium trichocladiopsis, 1308 nucleotides. Its product is annotated as nucleoside phosphorylase domain-containing protein. The transcript has 5 exons. Gene Ontology annotation, biological process: nucleoside metabolic process. The record is from RefSeq and is a predicted model, not a curated record. Gene Ontology annotation, molecular function: catalytic activity. NCBI's taxonomy places the organism in Eukaryota, Fungi, Ascomycota, Sordariomycetes, Xylariales, Microdochiaceae. The annotation marks the transcript as partial.